AUGUGUCAUAAGGAGCCAUCAACAGUUGUUCAUUUUGAGACUAUGCCUGCCUAUCAAGGCGAUGACUUAGUUACGGAUAUCCGGGUGUUACAUCGAGUCUUUUGGAGUUAUUACCCCUGUAUUAGAGCAUUUAGACAUUGUAAACCGGUUGUCCAAGUAGAUGGGACUCACUUGUAUGGAAAAUACAAGGGUCGUCUGUUGGUUGCAGUUUCACAAGAUGGAAACAACAAUAUCGUCCCAAUUGCAUUUGCUAUUGUGGAGGGAGAGACUUCUGAUGCGUGGCAUUUUUUUCUGAGUAACCUGCGACAGCAUGUAGUGACUCGGAAUGGUGUGGGACUAAUCUCUGACCGACACGAAUCCAUCAAUACAGCUGUGGCCCGCAGUAACGGAGCUUGGUCAUCUCCCAGAGUUUUUCACAUGUUUUGCAUCAGACAUAUAGAGUCGAAUUUUUUGAGGAAGUUCAAGGCACCGUACCUACAAAAACUUGUCGUCAAUAUAGGAUAUUCGAGGACGGUCCGCGAGUACGAGUUGCAUUACCAACGUUUACGAGAGCGGGGCGAGGCUUAUACAGCCUGGCUAAACCGAAUACCCUGGGAACAGUAUGCAUUGGCAUUCGACGGUGGUUACCGAUGGGGUCACAUGAAUACGAACCUCGUGGAAUGCAUCAACUCAGUAUUGAAGGGUGUGCACAAUCUCCCCAUCACCGCACUUGUGAAAGCAACUUUCUACAGACUCAACGAGUUGUUCUCUCGAAAAAGAGUCGAGGCGGAUGCUCGGAUUACUGCCGUCUGCCGGCCAUGUUUUUCUGAGAUUGUGACCUCCAAGUUGCAUGCAAAUCAACUUGCAUCAGGAAACAUCCAGGUGAAUUGCUUCGACAGGCAGAAUAAGGUCUUUGAAGUGCGUGAAAUGCCAAGUGGAGUGGAGUAUGUCGUCGACCUCCGUCGACAAUGA
Messenger RNA from Arachis ipaensis, 951 nucleotides. Lineage: Eukaryota; Viridiplantae; Streptophyta; Magnoliopsida; Fabales; Fabaceae. The record is from RefSeq and is a predicted model, not a curated record.